CGCGGGCUCCGGCUGCUGCACCUGCUACUCCGGCUUUCUCCUCCGGGCGAGCGGGACGAGCUCUGCGCCUCGGGUCUUCCUCCGGGGGAAGCCAGCGCAAUGGAGCCGUUGGCGUUGGCGCUCUGGAUAGCGGCUCUGCUGGGACUGUCUUCUGCUGUCUUGGAAGUGGAAGUUGGACAAACGUCAGUCACCGUGAUCGAAGGACAGCAGGCCAUCCUCCCCGUCUGGUAUACGUCCUCCAGUCUCAGCGUUCCCUUUGUCACCUGGCACAGGGAAAGACCUGGGGAGCGUUUUCAGAUCAUGGCCUUCAUGUACGAGACAACCAAAGUGGAAGAUCCCGACCUCAAGCAGCGCCUUGGAUUUUUCUUCCGUAUGCCUUCUCACAAUGUCUCCCUCGUCAUUAAUAAUACCAAAGAAAUGGAUUCUGGCCAAUAUAUGUGCACCGUGAACGUUCCGGACGACAGUACAGUGAAUGGAAGAAAUAUCGGCCUGGUCAACCUUACCGUUCUAGUCCCACCGUCUCCACCAAAGUGUCAGAUUCAAGGCAGUGCACAGGUUGGAGGCAACGUUACCAUGUCCUGCAAAUCUGCUUUUGGAAAACCGGUCCCCGUUUACCGUUGGCAGCGGACUGAGCCCAGUUCUCAGUUUUUCUUUGCACCCACACAAGAUACCAAGAAAGGGAUGUUGACACUCACCAAUCUUACUAUCGACAUGUCUGGGGUGUAUCUCUGCAAUGCCUCCAGCAUAGCUGGCCAUUCCAACUGCACACUCAAUCUGGAAGUGCAUCCACCCUUCAAUACAGCAGUGGUGGCUGGUGCAGUCGUGGGGACCCUCAUCGGACUCGGCCUGAUCAUAUUUUUUACACUUCAGAUGUUUAUCUACCGAAAGAAAAAGAAGGAAGCCCAAGAAGAGAUAGCCAAUGAAAUCAAGGAAGAUGCUGUAGCUCCCAAGACGCUCUCCUGGGUGAAAAAUUCCUGCACUGAUGGACUCUCCAAAAAUGGAACGUUGUCCUCCAUCAACACCUCCCGGGAUCACAAACCCUACGCCAUCCGGGCCCCCUCGGACACGGCCUCCAUCACCACUGCUGCAGGAAGCAUGGUGGGCUUCAAGGCCCCUUUCACCGACCCCAGAAACGGGACCCUCACACCGACCCCCAGCCUUUCCAGCCAAUCGCUGCCCCUCUAUUUUCCACCGGUGAUCAACGGAGUCCAGUGCCAUCAUGCCAAUGUGCCCAUCCACAGGAAUAACCUCCACCGGACAAACCGGGCUCAGCCUCAGGCCCCCCAGCCACAGGAGCCCCCCGCCCCUACUGCUCAAGGCUUAACGGCCUCCACGCUGAAUCGCAUGGGGGCCGUGCCGGUCAUGGUGCCUGCUCAAAGCCAGGCGGGGUCUUUGGUGUAAACGCGGUGUGACUCCAGAGCUCUCCAGGUGACCGUUGGUUUGACUCCUCACAAGCACUGCUGAGAGACAGGCGCGCAUUAUGCUGCUUCGUCAGCCUGUCCGCAGAGGUCCAGGGGUCUCUGUGUGGGUUGGGGCUUGGAUUUGUUCUUCAAGUGACCAAAUGUCAAGACUUUGCCAUAAGUGAGACCUUAUCAGGACUUCUGAAAAGGACUUUUUUUAAAAAAAAGAAAAAAUUGGUAACCAGAAGAGCUUCUGUUUAUCUGUCCAGUCUUAUUCUUCUUGACGCACCAGCCCCAUUCCAUCUCCUCUGGGAAUCUACCUAACAGAGACUAGGUUUAACUGGAUGAAAAUGUGUUUAUUCUCUAACGUGACUCUUAAUGUUGAGGAAGAGAAAGCAAACUGUGAUUUACUGUCUUGGCUUAGAAUAAGAGAAGGAGGUAGAUCUGAAGUCUUUAAGCCAAAUGGGUCAUUCUAUCUUCUCCAAUACUUUUCAAGAAGUAGCUCGCAUAAUGGGAAAUCCUUCAGCCACUUGGGAAGGGAAGGUAAAGAUAAUUGAAACCCACCUGACUCCAUGUCAAAAGUCUACACAUUAGAGAAAUCUGCACAAGUAAAAAAAAAGGGGAUAAAAUCUCAGCUGCCCCAUUCCACCCCUUCCAGGUAGACAUUGUUUUCCAGCAAUGGAUAAAGGUUGCAGCCAAGUGGGGAGGUGUGACUUCCUUUCUUGUCAUUCCUGCUCAAAACUAAAGGACAGUUCAGUCCCAUUGUUUGGUUGGGUUGAUGGCCUACAGGUAGUUCUUGAAGUCCGUUCAAAGGUAAUUAAUGCAUAAACACUUCACCUGCCUCUUGAAACACCUGAUAAUCACAGUAUGUUAGAGGUGUGCAACUGUUUGAAGACCCAAGCUUCCAUAUGAAUGGAGAAGCCACCAUAUAUUACAUUUGAAGAAAAUGCCAUUUUAAUGUAAUUUAUGGAAUAUCGAUGUGAGGAAUGAAUUUCUGUAAUAAGCCUUAAAAUGACAACUUUAAAGUUCAGCACUUAUGAAGGCCCAUUCAAGACUUUGGAGAUUCACCUGCACUUGCUGGGCACUAAAUUAGGUAGUAUCAAUGCCCCCUGAAAUAAGUUUGGUACAAAAUAAAUGCAGCUCUAUUCAAGAGGUUAUCUUUUACCAUGGAUACAACUAGCUGUGUAAUAUCCUUUUUCCUGAAAUGGUAUCCCAGAUUAUUUAAUUUUGGCAGCCUUAGUGACUAGAUGAGUUUAGCUCAGGAUGGAACUAUUUGGAGAGACGAGUGCCAUGAAGUUGCCAAGACUGAAUCAUAAAUGCAAAAAGAGGUCAAAGUAUUGUUAUUCACCCGAGGAUGCUUGGAAAUGGUUUCUGAUAGGAAUAAGUUAAAUGGGAUAGAUUGAAACAAGACAAUAAUUGGGUGGGUGCUCAAGUUUCCGCACUUGGUGGUUUUGAAACUAAAAAGUGGAUGCCACCUUUAAGGUAUGAAUCCAAACAGUAGCUUUGCAAAAGAAAUUCAUCUUUAUAGGACCAUAAAAUGCUUUCCUACAUUUAAUAUUAAUCCAAGCUAAUCAUAUAAUUCAGCAUUGUCAGAUGGCACAGUUCUUAUGAAACUGUUGACACACAGAUCUGUAGAGGUUCUUCACUAGGUCUAUCCAUCCCACCAGUCUUGUGCUGAAAAUUUGGGGAGGGGUUUUUCUGUUGCUUCCUAGCAUCCCUACAAGCCCACUUUUUGAAGUAGUGGUCCUCUAUCAGUUAAGGUAGGGCAUAGCCCACAGAAAUACAGAUGUAGAAUAUGCUUUUCAGGAAGUGCUCCCACCCCUAAGGAAGGCUAGAAGGCAAGGCAAGUUAAGGAAGGAUUCUGCCUUGAAUCCUUGUGUACAGGUAGUCCUUGACUUAUGACCACAGUUGGGGACUGGAACAUCUGGUGCUAAGUGAGGAAUUGUUAAGUGAAUCUCACCUAAUUUAAUGACCUUUUUGUGCCAUGGUUGUUAAGGAGAAUCACCUUGAUUAUUAAGUGAACCACACAAUUGUUCAGAGACUUUGGCUUCCACCAUUGACUUUACUCGUUGGAAGGCAUCUGGGAGAG
Thamnophis elegans (Western terrestrial garter snake) is the source of this 3489-nucleotide messenger RNA. RefSeq names its product endothelial cell adhesion molecule (gene ESAM). The transcript has 7 exons. The coding region runs from base 100 to 1401 and encodes 433 amino acids. The record is from RefSeq and is a predicted model, not a curated record. Gene Ontology annotation, biological process: homophilic cell-cell adhesion. Gene Ontology annotation, cellular component: plasma membrane; adherens junction. NCBI's taxonomy places the organism in Eukaryota, Metazoa, Chordata, Lepidosauria, Squamata, Natricidae. Gene Ontology annotation, molecular function: cell-cell adhesion mediator activity.